AUGGGUUCUUUCACGUCCCAACCUGUGGACCUGGGAAAGGUCGCUGCGCCUGCUGAGUCUACCGCGCCCGCCAUUCCCGCGUCCCUCUCCUCAGCCGGUGUGUCGACCUCUCCGGCCCAAGGCCCGCAGCUUAAUAACUGCUGGAGCUGUCGCUUGCUCUCCGCGUCCGGGCUGAUCGGGGCGGGAGGGUACGUCUACUGGAAGGCACAGAAGCCCCUGAAGCAAGGAUACGGCUCAACUCCAGGGACUAUUAUGCAGAUGGUCGUCGGCCUCAGCUUUGCAGUUUGGGGUCUAAUCAUCCUGAUAGACCCCAAAAGGAAGACUUACCGUGCUGAUUGA
Molecule: messenger RNA, 339 nt
Organism: Orycteropus afer afer
Lineage: Eukaryota; Metazoa; Chordata; Mammalia; Tubulidentata; Orycteropodidae
Gene: DMAC1
Product: distal membrane arm assembly component 1
Exons: 2
Coding region: 1-339 (112 amino acids)
Source: RefSeq, a predicted model, not a curated record